CGAUUCCUUCACAGCCCACAUUAUCUUCAACUCUCUUGCCCGCAGCCCAAACAAAUCAAGAAAUUGCAGUACUCUUUUCUUAUUCCAGAACCCAAAAAUCAUCAUCAUCAUCAUCAUCUAUGGGCACCCUUUUGGACUCCCAUUUCUUGGCCAUAACCGCCAUUGUUACUGUUGCUUAUCAGUUGGUUUUCUUCAUAGUCACAGCGCUUCUCAGGUUUGAUAAAGUUACUGACUUUGCAGGAAGCACUAAUUUUGUUAUACUUGCUAUAUUGACCUUGGUUCUAAAGGGUUCAUGGCAUUUUCGGCAGGUGAUUCUGUCUCUGCUUGUAGUGAUUUGGGGUGUCCGGCUCGGACUAUUUCUGUUAAUGAGAAUAUUACAAUGGGGGGAGGAUCGACGUUUUGAUGGAAAGCGUGACCAGCUAGGAAGAUUGGCAAUAUUUUGGACGUUUCAGGCUGUGUGGGUAUGGACUGUGAGCUUACCUGUGACGGUCGUCAAUGCGAGCAACCAUCAACCGUCUCUGGAGGCCAGAGACAUCAUUGGGUGGAUUAUGUGGCUCUUUGGAUUCUUAGUCGAGGUCACGGCCGACCAACAAAAGUUGGCAUUCAAAAACGCACCACAAAAUCGAGGGAAAUGGUGUGACAUUGGAGUGUGGAAAUACUCUCGCCAUCCAAACUACUUUGGCGAGAUUUUUCUAUGGUGGGGAAUAUUUGUGGCUUCUACUCCAGUUUUACAAGGCUUUGAAUGGCUUGUUGUCUUCGGUCCGGUUUUUAUUACCUUACUUCUGCUUUUCCUUAGCGGUUUACCCUUGCUUGAGAAAUCUGCGGAUGAAAAGUAUGGAACUUCGCCUGCAUAUCGGUCCUAUAAGAGAAAAACAAGCCCUCUCAUUCUGCUGCCCCCUGCAAUAUAUGAGAACCUGCCCAAGUGGUUUAAAACAGUGUUCCUCUUUGAGUUUCCCAUGUAUAACCACAACCUGCCCCAAGAACUGAGCUGUUGCAGAACAAGCUAUGGAGGGGAUGAUGGUGAAAUGAAGAUGAGAUGACCCUUCCAUACCAGAGCUUCUUACUUUUCACAACUUGAUGCACGCCGAUUCGUCUCAUCGAAACGACAUUUCUACUUCCGAGUCGGGGUAAAAUUUGCGUAUACGCUCCCCCAAAAACCCUACUUUCUUGUGGGAUAAUUGAUGUACAUUGUUUGUUUAAUGAUGAAAUUAAUAACGCAACAUUCUGUAAACUUCAAAGUUAUAUAUAAGUCGCGUUUUGACCCCUUCGCCUCAAGAAACGAGUUUUUUUAAUAGGAAACAUGCUACUUUAAUCU
Molecule: messenger RNA, 1315 nt
Organism: Cuscuta campestris
Lineage: Eukaryota; Viridiplantae; Streptophyta; Magnoliopsida; Solanales; Convolvulaceae
Source: the annotation of a GenBank genome assembly